CCUCAACCAGUUGUCUCAGAUGUUUCCAAAAGGUUAGACAACCUAGAAAGAAUGAUGGCCGAGCACCGAAAUCCCCAACCUCCAACUCAGCCCAAUGCUACCCCAAUCCCUAUCCCCCUUAAUACCAACAUCAUCCAAAAACCGUACCCAUCUGGAUUCAAAAUGCCUCAAUUCGAGACGUAUGAUGGCAAUAAGGACCCCAAUGAUCAGUUGUAUGCCUUAUACUCUAUUAUGCAAACUCAGAAUGCCUCAGAUGCCUUGAUGUGCAAAAGAUUCCCCUCUACAUUGCGUGGAAACGCUCAGACUUGCUUAGCUGAUUUUGAUGGUGUCGUCGCACCACACAAUGACCCGCUCGUCACCUCAAUCAUUGUCAAUAACUGUGAAGUUCAACAUGUCUUUGUCGACACAGGAAGUGCUCCGAGCAUCAUGUAUUACCACUGCUUUGAGAGCCUUGGCCUUGAUCCUACCUUUUUACAGAAGUAUGAUGGCCCCAUUUAUGGAUUCAAUAAUCAGCCAGUCCUUGUGGAAGGAGUCCUGAAACUCAAUGUAGCAUUCAGUUUAAUCCCACCUCUACAUGAAAUUCUCCACCCCGUGGGAGUGGCGACUUUGAAAGGCAACCAAGAGAUGGCUAGGCAUUGCUACAUGACUUUGGUCAAACGACCUCGAAAGGAUAAGCAAUUAACUCUAAUGCCAACUCAGCUUGAAGUCUCAACUACACAACAAGUAAUGGGUGUAGAACUACUGGAUAACAGACUUGAGGAUGAGGCCAAGCCUACUCGGCAGAAGAAGUGGAAGAGCUCAAAAAAGGCACCUAUUUGGGGGAGAGAGGUUGCAAGCAAUCAGGGAAGAGGUGCAGAAGCUUUUACAGGCAGGGUUUAUAAGAAGAGUAAACUACUACGAAUAGAUAAGCUGGUAAAGGCUGCAUCCGGAAAUGAAUGGUUUAGUCUUUUAGAUGCUUACUCAGGAUAUCACCAGGUCCACAUGGCACCUGAGGACGGGGUGAAGACCUCCUUCAACACCGGUGAUGAGAUCUACUGUUACGUUAUGAUGCCAUUUGGACUCAAGAAUGCAGGGGCUAUGUAUCAAAAAAUGGUGAUGAUUGUAUUUCGAACUCAAAUCGAUAGCAAUUUGGAAGUCUACGUCGAUGACAUAAUGGUUAAAAGCCUCAAGGCAAAAGAUCAUUUGAUCAAUCUGGGAGAGACAUUUGACAACUUGAGAAAGCACAACAUGAAGUUGAACCCGGUCAAGUGUGUCUUCAGGGUUGAAUCUGCACAAAAAGACAAAGCAGGAAAGCCCAAAAAGUUUGAAUGGACCUCGGAGUGUCAAACUUCCUUUAACGAGCUCAAAGCAUACCUUAACUCACCACCUCUGCUAACCAAGGUUAAAGAGGGUGAGAUUCUUUACCUCUACCUUGGGAUAUUCGACAAAACGCUGAGGUACUUCAUAGCAGAAAAAGCAACUCUGGCAGUUGUCACUACAACCAGGAAGCUGAGGUCGUACUUCCAGGUCCAUCAUAUUAUCAUCCUAAAAAACCAACCUCUAAGGCAGAUUUUGCAGAAGCCAGAAUGUUUAGGCAAACUCAUCAAGUGGGCAAUGGAACUAGGGGAAUUUCAAAUUACAUUUCAGCAGAGGUCAUUAAUCCGAGCUCAAGCUUUAGCAGAUUUUCUGGUUGAAUGCACUUCCAACCAAGGGAACACCAAUUUUGAAGUCGAACUAUGGACCCUCUAUGUCGAUGGAGCAUUUAACAGUAAAGAGUUAGGUGUUAGGGCAGUGUUGAUUGGACCUGAGAAUUUUCGAAGUCAGCAUGCUUUGAAGUUCAACUUUGAAGCAACCAACAAUAUGGCUGAAUAUGAGGCCCUUCUUCUCGGACUUCGUUUAGCAACCGAAUUGAAGUCAGAUCUCUACAGAAGUGGGAGGCCUGUUUAUGUUGAAGUCAUUAACGAACCAAGUAUUCAGACGUCAAAGGUGAUGGAAGUCAACAUUAAUCCUGAAACUCCAAGCUGGACAGAUCCUAUUAGGGCAUACCUUCGAGAUGGAACUGUCCCAAAUGAUAAGCGAGAAGAAAUGAAGUUGCAGAGAAAAGCAUCUUGAUACACCUUACUUGAUGGAAUCUUGUAUAAGAGGUCGUACUUGCUCCCUCUUCUUCAUUGCUUAACUCCUUACGAAGCCGAAUAUGCCUUCGCGAGGUGCAUGAAGGUGUAUGUGGGAGUCACAUUGGAGCUUGGACUCUAGCUCACAAAAUACUCCGCCAGGGAUAUUAUUGACCCAAUGUGUAAGAAGACGCUAAGAAAUAUGUUCAAAAGUG
This is a messenger RNA of Rubroshorea leprosula, 2305 nucleotides long. The record is from the annotation of a GenBank genome assembly. NCBI's taxonomy places the organism in Eukaryota, Viridiplantae, Streptophyta, Magnoliopsida, Malvales, Dipterocarpaceae.